Molecule: messenger RNA, 507 nt
Organism: Ornithorhynchus anatinus (platypus)
Lineage: Eukaryota; Metazoa; Chordata; Mammalia; Monotremata; Ornithorhynchidae
Product: interferon lambda-4-like
Exons: 5
Coding region: 1-507 (168 amino acids)
Biological process (GO): cell surface receptor signaling pathway via JAK-STAT; positive regulation of immune response; defense response to virus
Molecular function (GO): cytokine activity
Source: RefSeq, a predicted model, not a curated record
AUGGAGGCGAGACUCUGGUCACUGGUGGCUACUGGUCUGUGGCUGGUGCUUCUGGAAGUCUCCUGUUCCAGCUUCAUGGACGGGAAAAAAUGCUACCUGGCCCACUACGGCUCCCUGGACCCCCAGGUGCUCAGAGACGUCAAGGAUCUACAAAACCGAUACGCCUGUGGACGGCUGCUGCUGCUGGAGAGGGAGCUGGCUCACGCCCAGGCCGUCCUGAGGAACCUGAGCGGCCUGGACCUGGGUCGGAACGCGACCCGGCCCCUGCAGCUGCUGGCCGCCAUCUGCGAGGACCUGGCCUCCUGUGUGCCCCCCUCGGCCCGGCAGCGGGAGAUGUCCUGGGAAGGACAUCGGGCCCGGAGGCAGCUGCGGAGUAAGGCCAAGGCCAAGAAGGAGGUCACGCCCCGCUGCCUGGAGGCGGCAGUCGUCCUCAACCUUUUCCGCCUGUUGACCCGGGACUUAAGGCCCAUCCAGAGCUACCCCGUCAUUGGCCAAGCGGGCGUCUGA